AUGGCAUCCUUGCCUCCUCCACCUCCUCCAGGAUGGAGUGCAGCGCCAUCAUCAAUGCCGAUGGCGCCGCCGCCUCCCGGAUACCAGCCGCCCGCCGACCCGACCGUCGCAAAAUUUGCGCAGAAAAAACAUGAAUGGUUACGAACGCAACGGAGUCGAUUCGGCGAGAAGCGCAAAGGGGGAUUCGUGGAGACUCAGAAGGCGGAUAUGCCCCCGGAGCAUCUGCGAAAGAUUGUGAAGGAUAUCGGCGAUGUGUCACAGCGAAAAUUUACCAAUGAAAAGCGUGCCUAUCUGGGCGCGUUGAAGUUUAUGCCCCACGCCGUCUUGAAGCUUCUGGAGAACAUGCCAAUGCCAUGGGAAGCUGCCAGAGAAGUCAAGGUACUCUAUCACGUCAAUGGUUGCUUGACUUUGGUCAAUGAGACCCCGCGUGUGAUCGAGCCAGUCUUCCAUGCCCAGUGGGCUACGAUGUGGAUGUGCAUGCGUCGCGAAAAGAGUGAUCGACGACACUUUAAGCGCAUGCGUUUCCCUCCAUUCGAUGACGAAGAACCUCCUCUUUCAUGGUCAGAAAAUAUUGAAGAUGUCGAGCCUCUGGAGCCCAUCCAGAUGGAGCUGGACGAGGAGGAAGAUGCUGCGGUCUACGAAUGGCUUUACGACCACCGACCCCUCUUAGAUACCCCUCACGUUAACGGACCGAGCUAUAAGAGCUGGAAUCUUUCUUUACCACAGAUGGCGACUCUUCACCGUCUCAGUCAUCAGCUUCUAAGUGAUGUGGUGGAUCAGAACUACCAUCACAUGUUCGACCUCAACAGCUUCUUCACAGCAAAGGCCCUCAAUGUUGCAAUUCCCGGUGGACCUCGCUUUGAGCCGUUGUACAAGGAUAUUGACCCCAACGAUGAGGAUUUCAGCGAGUUCAACGCUAUCGACCGCAUCAUUUUCCGUGCACCCAUUCGUACCGAGUACCGGGUCACCUUCCCCUUCCUCUAUAAUACUCUCCCGCGCAGUGUCAAGGUUGCCUGGUACUCUCACCCCCAGGUGGUCUAUGUCCGCACCGAGGACCCCAACCUCCCCGCUUUCUACUUCGACCCUGUUAUCAAUCCUAUUUCCUCCCGCUCAGUCGCCCCGAAGAACCUCACCGUUAGCCACGAGCACGAGAUCUUUGGUGACGAUAAUGAGGACGAUUUCGAACUUCCUGGUGAGGUUGAGCCGUUUUUUGAAGAUGAGGAGCUUUACACUGCGGAUACUGCAUCUGCAAUUGCUCUUUGGUGGGCCCCUCAUCCCUUUAAUAAGCGAUCUGGUAAGAUGGUUCGGGCUCAGGAUGUGCCGCUUGUGAAGCAGUGGUACCUGGAACAUUGCCCCCAGGGCCAGCCCGUCAAAGUCCGUGUCUCUUACCAAAAGCUUCUUAAGACAUAUGUCCUUAACGAGCUGCACAAGAGCACGCCAAAGGCCCAGAGCAAGCAGAAUCUCCUCAAGACGCUGAAGACCACCAAGUUCUUCCAGCAGACUACCAUUGACUGGGUUGAGGCUGGUUUACAAGUCUGUCGCCAGGGUUUCAACAUGCUCAACUUGUUGAUUCACCGCAAGAACUUGACUUACCUGCAUCUUGACUACAACUUUAACUUGAAGCCUGUGAAGACCCUUACAACAAAGGAGCGAAAGAAGUCCCGUUUUGGAAACGCUUUCCACUUGAUGCGAGAAAUUCUCAGAUUGACCAAGUUGAUUGUUGAUGCUCAGGUCCAGUACCGUCUGGGCAACAUUGAUGCUUUCCAGCUUGCGGACGGUAUUCUCUAUGCGUUCAACCACGUAGGUCAGCUGACUGGUAUGUACCGAUACAAGUACAAGCUGAUGCACCAGAUCCGUUCGUGCAAGGAUUUGAAGCAUCUUAUCUACUACCGAUUCAACUCUGGCCCCGUUGGUAAGGGACCUGGUUGUGGUUUCUGGGCACCAGCUUGGCGAGUGUGGCUGUUCUUCAUGCGUGGUAUCAUUCCUCUUCUGGAGAGAUGGCUUGGCAACCUGCUCUCUCGUCAAUUCGAGGGUCGUCACAGCAAGGGUGUUGCCAAGACCGUUACCAAGCAGCGUGUGGAGUCUCACUUCGAUCUUGAGUUGCGUGCAUCCGUCAUGGCGGAUCUCAUGGAUAUGAUGCCCGAGGGUAUCAAGCAGAACAAGGUCAACGUUGUCCUGCAGCAUCUGUCUGAAGCCUGGAGAUGUUGGAAAAGUAACAUUCCUUGGAAGGUUCCUGGCCUGCCCGCUCCUAUUGAAAACAUCAUUCUUCGUUAUGUCAAGAGUAAGGCUGACUGGUGGAUUUCCGUGGCUCACUACAACCGGGAGAGAAUUCGCCGAGGAGCUACUGUCGACAAGACCGUGGCGAAGAAGAACUUGGGCCGACUGACUCGUCUUUGGCUCAAGUCGGAGCAAGAAAGACAGCACAACUACCUGAAGGAUGGUCCUUAUGUCUCGUCCGAGGAGGCUGUGGCUAUUUACACAACCAUGGUCCACUGGCUGGAGUCACGCAAGUUCUCUCCUAUUCCUUUCCCUAGUGUCUCAUAUAAGCAUGAUACCAAGAUUCUUAUCUUGGCUCUUGAACGUCUUCGCGAGUCCUACUCCGUGAAGGGCCGAUUGAACCAGAGUCAACGUGAAGAGCUUGCCUUGAUUGAGCAAGCAUAUGACUCCCCCGGUACUACUUUGGCUAGAAUCAAGCGUUUCCUCUUGACCCAGCGAGCCUUCAAGGAGGUUGGAAUUGACAUGAACGACAAUUACAAUAAUAUUAACCCCGUCUACGAUAUCGAGCCUAUUGAGAAGAUCACUGAUGCUUACCUGGACCAGUACCUGUGGUAUCAAGCAGACCAGCGUCACUUGUUCCCUGCUUGGAUCAAGCCCUCUGACUCCGAAGUUCCACCUCUUUUGACCUACAAGUGGACUCAGGGUAUCAACAACUUGUCCAAUGUUUGGGAAACCGCCGAUGGUCAGACUAACGUUAUGAUCGAGACCGAUUUGUCAAAGGUCUACGAGAAGAUGGAUCUUACUCUGUUGAACCGUAUGCUCCGUCUCAUCAUGGACCACAACUUGGCGGACUACAUCACCUCCAAGAACAACGUUCAGCUGAGCUACAAGGACAUGAACCACACCAACAGCUAUGGUUUGAUCCGUGGUCUGCAGUUCUCGGGCUUCGUUUUCCAAUACUACGGCAUGAUGAUUGAUUUGCUGCUUCUGGGCUUGCAGCGAGCCAGUGAAAUGGCUGGCCCGCCUGCUAGUCCAAAUGACUUCCUGCAGUUCCGUGACAAAGCAACCGAGACACGACACCCCAUCCGUCUUUACACUCGAUACGUUGAUAAAAUCUGGGUCUUCUUCCGUUUCGAAGCAGACGAGUCCCGAGACCUUAUUCAACGGUUCUUGACUGAGAAUCCCGAUCCUAAUUUCGAGAAUGUGAUCGGCUAUAAGAAUAAGAAGUGCUGGCCGCGUGACUGUCGAAUGCGUUUGAUGCGUCACGAUGUCAACCUUGGACGUGCUGUUUUCUGGGAUCUGAAGAACCGCCUUCCUCGCUCCAUCACCACCAUUGAAUGGGAUGAUACCUUUGCGAGUGUAUACAGCAAGGACAAUCCUAACUUGCUUUUCUCUAUGAGUGGAUUUGAAGUUCGCAUUCUCCCCAAGAGCCGCAAUCAGAAUGAGGAAUUUUCAGUCAAGGACAGUGUGUGGUCCCUUGUGGAUAACUCCACCAAGGAACGCACUGCCCACGCUUUCCUCCAGGUGACCGAGGAAGAUAUCCAAAAAUUCAACAACCGUAUUCGACAGAUUCUGAUGUCUUCUGGAUCGACCACGUUCACCAAGAUCGCAAACAAGUGGAACACAGCACUCAUCGCGCUCUUCACAUACUACCGUGAGGCUGCUGUGUCGACAGUCAACCUUCUUGACACUAUCGUGAAGUGUGAGACGAAGAUUCAGACCCGUGUCAAGAUUGGUCUGAACUCUAAGAUGCCGUCUCGUUUCCCGCCAGCUGUAUUCUACACGCCCAAGGAACUUGGUGGUCUUGGUAUGAUCUCUGGAUCUCACAUUCUCAUUCCUACAAGUGACAAGCGUUGGUCUAAGCAGACUGAUACUGGUAUUACCCACUUCCGAGCGGGUAUGUCGCAUGAUGAAGAGACUCUCAUUCCUAAUAUCUUCCGUUACAUUAUUCCCUGGGAGGCCGAGUUCAUCGACUCGCAGCGUGUCUGGAUGGAGUACUCUCAGAAGCGUAUGGAAGCCCAGCAGCAGAACCGUCGUCUGACCCUGGAGGAUCUUGAGGACAGCUGGGACCGCGGUCUUCCCCGUAUCAACACUCUUUUCCAAAAGGACCGCAGCACCCUCAGUUUCGACAAGGGUUUCCGUCUUCGUGCUGAGUUCAAGCAGUACCAAUUGAUGAAGAGCAAUCCUUUCUGGUGGACAAGCCAGAGACAUGAUGGUAAAUUGUGGAACUUGAAUGCCUACAGAACCGAUGUUAUCCAGGCUUUGGGUGGUGUUGAGACCAUCCUCGAACAUACUCUUUUCAAGGCAACCGCUUUCCCAUCUUGGGAGGGUCUUUUCUGGGAACGAGCUUCUGGUAAGCCCCUCAAAAAUUUCCAUUUCCAUUUGAAGAUGUCACAUAACUAA
This is a messenger RNA of Penicillium malachiteum, 4620 nucleotides long. RefSeq lists its product as uncharacterized. Gene Ontology annotation, molecular function: U5 snRNA binding; U6 snRNA binding; U1 snRNA binding. Lineage: Eukaryota; Fungi; Ascomycota; Eurotiomycetes; Eurotiales; Aspergillaceae. The transcript has a single exon. Gene Ontology annotation, cellular component: catalytic step 2 spliceosome; U5 snRNP. Gene Ontology annotation, biological process: mRNA splicing, via spliceosome; spliceosomal tri-snRNP complex assembly. The coding region runs from base 1 to 4620 and encodes 1539 amino acids. The record is from RefSeq and is a predicted model, not a curated record.